Molecule: messenger RNA, 2098 nt
Organism: Panicum virgatum (switchgrass)
Lineage: Eukaryota; Viridiplantae; Streptophyta; Magnoliopsida; Poales; Poaceae
Product: tetratricopeptide repeat protein 38-like
Exons: 13
Coding region: 33-1544 (503 amino acids)
Molecular function (GO): protein binding
Source: RefSeq, a predicted model, not a curated record
CCACCGACCAAGGAGCGAGCGAGGCGACCGGGAUGGCGGCGGCGGCGGCGGCGGUGGAGGGGGAGGUGAGGCGGGACAUGUGGGGGCAGGAGUACCGGACGUCCUCCGCGGAGUGCGCGGCGGCGCUCGACGCCUACUACGCGGCCUUCCUGUCCUUCGGCCGCGGCCGCACGGCGGCCGUCCUCCGUGCCGCCGCGGCCGACCCGUCCUGCGCCCUCGCCGCCGCGCACGCCGCGCACGCCGUCGCGCCCAGAGACCCCGCGGGGGCCGCCGACAACCUCGGGAAUGCGACGGAGUACGAGAGGGCCGUGUUCGGGACGCUCUCCGCGAUGGUGGGCGAGGAGGGGAAUGAGGAGGUGGCACUGGAGAGACACUUCGAGUUGCUCAAGAAAUUUCCCAGGGAUCUCCUGUCUCUCAAGAGAGCGCAGCUCAUCUGCUUCUAUUCGGGAAAGCCGGAUUUAUCCCUAAAAUUUGUCGAACAAGUUUUGCCCGAGAAUCAAGAUCAGAACUACAUAUAUGGAAUGCUCGCCUUCCCUUUGCUGGAGCUUGGAAAGAUGGCUGAAGCUGAGAGAGCUGCUCGAAAAGGCUUGGCUAUUAACAAAAAUGACGUCUGGUCGCAGCAUAAUCUCUGCCACGUUUUUCAGCAGGAAUGUCGCUUCAGAGAAGCUACUGAGUUCAUGGAAUCAUGUUCUCCAUCAUGGAUGGCUUGCACAUCAUUUUUGUAUGUAGUUUUCCACACAAUGUGUGUUCUAUUGAUGUUAAUAUGUUAUUCAAAAGUCAUGCUCAUGGUUCUCAGAAAAAAAAAAUUCUUCUCUUACAGGCUUACUCACAACUGGUGGCAUGUUGCUGUUUGUUACUUGGAAGCUGAAUCCCCUUUACAGAAAGUUCUGGAUGUAUAUGAUAAAAAUAUCAUGAAGGAACUUGAGAAAAGUGAUUGUGAGGCAGCGGAGGUGUAUUUGAAUGCUCUAGGGUUGCUGCUACGGUUGUUUGUCCGUGGUCAUGUAGAUCUUGCGAAAGAGAGGUUAGCAACAUUGCUGGAUGCACUCAAGGAUGAGUCUGUGUGGCAUGUGGAAUGGCUCCUUGAUUUGCUUACGUUAUGGGCGCUAUCAAGUAUGGUCGAGUUGAAUAGUGCACACAAUAUGUUGGAAUCAUUGAAGUCCAGGGUCAGUUCAAUGGAACAAAAUAGGCAGCAAGUGAUGCAGAAGGCUGUCCAGCUAGCAGAGGCUGUUUAUGAAUUUGGAAAUGGAGAGCACAAGAAGGUCUUUGACACCCUGGGUCCAGACUUCGAUGCUCUAUGUUAUAAAAUGAUUGGUGCAUCAGAUGAACAAGUGGAUGUCUUCAAUGAAGUUUGGUUCACUGUUCUAAUAAAUGGUGGAGAGACUUCAAAAGCAAUUGAUGUGCUUGGCAAACAAACAAGGAAACGAGAAGGGGCACCCUUCCUGUGGCGUUUGCUGGGGAAAGCGUACUCAUUGGAUGGAAGAGAUGCAGAUGCUUUGGUGGCAUACGAAAAGGCCAAUGCUCUGCAAGCUGCCUACUCUUAUUAGCAUCAGAUAUGUUGCUGAAUAGCCGACUUCUGCAAGGUCAUAUGACUAUCGUUACAGUAUUGUGCCAAUGUGCAUCAUAGGAGAUAAGCAGGUCUACACAAGGAAGAGGUCCAGACCCAGAUCAAGGAGGGAGUCGGGCUGCUGCUAUCAAUGGCUUGCCAGCUGCUCUCCAAUCAGAGUCGCUCUACAGCAAGAAUGCUUCUUCCUCCGUCGUCAGUUGACCAAGACCAAGGUGAUGCUGUGCCAGACGAAGAGGAUGCGUGAGAUCAAGCUCAUCUCAUGUUGGGUUCCUUAGGUUAUCGCGAAACUGUGUUUCUGGGAUGUUGGCUUCCCUGGAUGUUAGUCUAGCCUUUUGGUUUGGUCUGUAAUAAUGCUACUUCUGCUUCCCGAGGCCCUGUGGAGUCGUUUGGCUUGAAUCAAGUCAGGUGGCUUCACACGCUAGGAACCUUCUUCCCUAGCCUUUCCCCCUCUGUUUCCCCCUGCUACUCGUUCACAAACUUCUGUAUUUCCGUUUCAUGCGAAUGGAAAUGGGGGCCGGCCUCGAUUCAAAAAAA